Caenorhabditis angaria is the source of this 1027-nucleotide messenger RNA. The record is from the annotation of a GenBank genome assembly. NCBI's taxonomy places the organism in Eukaryota, Metazoa, Nematoda, Chromadorea, Rhabditida, Rhabditidae.
AUGGAAAAUGUGACUUUGCCAACGGAUUUGGAGUGAGUUAGGCUAACUUUUGGAUUUUCACCUGAAAAUCUAAAUUUUUUGAAUUUUUAAGCAGGAUUUUUUAUAUGAAAAAUUUCAGCCAAAACUGAGAAUUUUCAGUCAAAGUUUUUCAAUUUGUAAAAUUGUAACACUAUUUUUGAAUUCAGAAAUUUCAGCCCUAAUUUUUUUAUCUGAAAAUUGUCAGCCGGGAUUUUAAGCCUAGAUUUUUUUUAAUUUGAAACUUUGCAGCCGAAAAUUCUGAUUCUGAAAAUUUCAGCCUAAUUUUAAUUUGUAAAAUAAUAGCCAGGAUUUUCAGCAAUAAUUUUCAGUCUGGAAUUUCAGUGAAAAAAAAUCUGAAAAUUUAUAUUUUCAACAAGGAUUUUUUUCAUCUGAAAAUUUGCAGCCGAAAAUUUUAAUUCUGAAAAAAAAAGUUUUUCAGGAUUUUCAUUCCUAACUUUUGAAAUCUGAAAUUUUUCAGCCUGUAUUUGAAAUUUGAAAUUUUGCAGCCAAAAAUUCUGAUUCUGAAAAUUUUUCAGCUAAGUCUUUCAGUCUUGAAAUUUUCAGCACUAACUUUUUUGAAUCUGAAAAUUCACAAAAAAAACUUGAAAUCUGAAGAAUUUUAGCCAAUAUUUCUAGCUGAAAAUUAGAUUUUUCAACAUAAUUUGAAUCUAGUCAUUUUAGCCAAGUUUUAAGCCCUAAAAUUUCCACCCGAAAAAUUUUCAGAGACCUUGCGGUUGCGAUUUCCGAGGAAACUGAUAAAAUGAUUGUUGAGGCGAAUAAUAAGAAUGAAACUGGGUGAGUUUCAGACUAACAUGAGCAAUGUUUUUUCAAAAUUUUUAUUUUUUCCAGACAAGUCAUUCCUUCUUUGUUUGAUGAUGUUUUUGGAGAUAAAGAAACUGUGCAAAAACCAAGAAGACUUUCGGAAUUCGAUGUGAUUUCCCCGUUUCAAUUUUUCGUUGUAUUAGCACUUUUUGUCUGUUUGACUGUCAUUUAUUAUCGUAGAAAAUGA